This is a messenger RNA of Prunus avium (sweet cherry), 873 nucleotides long. Lineage: Eukaryota; Viridiplantae; Streptophyta; Magnoliopsida; Rosales; Rosaceae. The record is from RefSeq and is a predicted model, not a curated record.
AUGGAAAGGGAUCGAGUUGCUGGAUCUUGCAACUCCCCACCUUAUUUUGACGGAAAUAACUAUGCUUCAUGGAGAGAAAAAUUUGAGAUAUUUCUUGAUGCUCUUGAUGAGUAUGCAAAGGUGUUUGCUGCAUAUGCAAACAAGAAGGCCAGAAAUGCCUUAGUUACAGCCUUGUCUAGCACACAGUUUGCACAUAUACAACACAUCCCUAAUGCUAAACGGGCUUGGGAUAAACUAAGGGUGGUUCAUGAAGGGGAUGACCAAGUUAGAACCCUAAAACUUCAGAUGGUGCUUGCACAAUUUGAAGAACUUAGGAUGUCUGAAACUGAGUCUAUUUCUGAGUUCUAUGGGAGAAUGGAAAUGAUCACAAAUGAAGCCAUGAGUCUUGGUCAACCUAUUCAAGAGCUUCUUGUUGUUCAGAAAAUUCUUCGUGUUCUACCAUCUAGAUUUAGAGCAAAGAAAACCGCAAUCAUGGAGGUCCAAAACUUAAAUGAAAUUAAGCUUGGCAAGCUUGUAGGAAAAUUAAAAACCUAUGAGAUGGAGUUGAAUAUGGAAGAAAAUGACACUAAAGAAUCAAAAAGUGUUGCACUUCAUGGAGUGCAUGUUUCCUCUUUGAAAGGUGGUGAAAAAUCCUCAGAUUUUGAGGAUGAAAUGGCCUUGUUUGUCAAAAAAUUUAGGAGAAUUCUUAAGGAUAAGGGAAAGUUUGCUAGAGAGGGUAGCUCUGGUAGUGAGAGACAGUUUAGACCAUCAACUGAUCGGUCUAAUGAGAGGAACAAGGAUGUCAAACCUUUCACUAAAGACUUUAGAAAAUCUGUCAAGUGCUUCACAUGUGGAGGCAUUGGUCACUAUGCUGCUGACUGUGCAAACAAUUAG